Messenger RNA from Brachypodium distachyon (stiff brome), 1065 nucleotides. Its product is annotated as protodermal factor 1. The record is from RefSeq and is a predicted model, not a curated record. NCBI's taxonomy places the organism in Eukaryota, Viridiplantae, Streptophyta, Magnoliopsida, Poales, Poaceae. Bases 235 to 897 code for a protein of 220 amino acids. The transcript is spliced from 3 exons.
GAGCAGAUCACCAUCAUGCUGAGCUAGAUGGACGAAUCGAAAUCAUUAAUUGAUAACCAACUACUAACAGUGUGACGAACAUAUGCAGAUCCAUGCAUCCAAUAGCAUCAACGCAAUUGUAGAGUGGCAUUCUCAUGUAUAUAUAGGCAUCGAGAGGCCCUUCAGUCCAUCAAUCCAAGCAUCUCCACCAGUUCAGUUGCCUAUUCUAUCUUCUCUGCAGCCACGGAGAGCAAGAUGGGUGGCAAGGCUCUCCUGAUCAGUAUUGUUUUGAUGGGUCUCAUUUCACUGAGCUCAUGCAGGAGCCUGGGAGAGUUGUCUGAACAGAACACCUACUCAUCUGCUCCCCACUAUGGGGGCUCCCCAACUCCAGCGCACGGGUCAGGAGGUUACAAACCAACACCGACACCAACUUACGGCACCACACCGACACCGUCACCAACUUACGGCACCACACCAACACCAACUUACGGCACUACACCAACACCAUCUUAUGGCACUACACCAAGCACUCCAAGCACACCAUCCCAUGAUGUCCCUGCAGUUCCAAAGAAGCAUGAAUUCAUUGGAUCCUGCGACUACUGGAAGAAGCACCCAGAUGCUAUAGUUGCAGCUAUUGGAUCAGUUGGCAACAUCGGCAAGACAUUUGGUGUUGCAUGCAGUUUGAUCGUUGGCAAGAAGAUUGAAAAUCUGCACGAUGCCCUAUCAAACACUAGAACUGAUGGUAUAGGUGCCCUGAUACGGGAGGGAGCAGCUGCAUACCUCAACUCCAUCGUGAACCAUAAAUUUCCUUUUACCACCCAGCAGGUAAAAGAUUGCAUCAUCGUCGCCGCGACCUCUGAUGGUGCUGCUUCUGCCCAGGCUGGGGUCUUCAAGAAGGCAAAUGAAAGCCACUACUAGUUUUAAUCCUGGAUGUCUCUUGGCUAAAUUGCUUUUCCUACACGUUUUUUUAUUGGUGCUAUCUUGUGGCUGAUUUCUCAUAUUUGUUGGUAUGUAAUGUAAUAUCAAUAUCUAAGACAUAUUGGUUGUAAUAAAUCCAUCAAUUUUCCUGUUGCUUGAAUCCAUCAA